UGUGGGACAAGCUCGAUAACGUUUCACUGCAGGGGUGUCCCAACUGUGGCUUGCCCCAGAGGCUGAUGGGAAUCGUAGUCCUUGAACCCCUGGCAAGCCACAGUUGGACGCCCCUGCGCAAGAGCCUAGAAACGACCUCUAAACUGCCUGCCUAAGAAAAAGAGAAUCGCCCAAUUUAAUUAUCGUUAAUCUGGUUCAACGCUGUCGGCUUCGAGCCGCAAUCGGACCCUCCCGCAAAGCGCUCAGCGGGACUCGAACCGCAAAAUUCUAUAGAACCAUCCAUCAUUCGGCGCUCGCCUUUCUGUGGGCAGCCUCCCGUUCAAUAUGCGCCGGGCGCUCUUUAUCGACGAUUCCGCGAUCGACUUUCUGGCUGUCUGCAGCCUGCGAUGGCGACGCCGAGAAAGGAGGAGGAAACACGUGGCCUGUUCAGCCAAGGCGUAAAAGCUGUGCUGGCCAACUGGCCUGCCUUGCAGAUUGCAGUUGAAAAUGGCUUUGGCGGGGCAUACAGCCAAGAGAAAGCUGAAUGGAUGGUGGGGGCUGUGGAGCAGUACUUCCAAAGCAACGUUGACCUGGAGCCAGAUGAGGUAGACGAUUUCCUCGCACAGAUGAUGAACAAUGAAUUUGACACAGUGAUAGAAGAUGGGAGCUUGAGCCAGGUAAGCCAGCAACUGUGCAUCUUCUUCAGCCAGUGCCAGCAGGGAAAUUGGGCAGCGGUGCAGGAAGCCAUUGCACGCCUGGCCCAAAAGCAACAGGAGGCCACAAGUAUAGCUGCAAGAGCCCAGGCAGCUGAAGGAAGCAGCAGUGAGGAGGAGGAGCAGGAGUCAGAGGAAGAGGACAUGGAGUGCAACACAAACGGACCACACCCCAGUCCACCUCCUCCCACCGACCCUGAUCAUGAAGAUGGCUGGACUUUGGUAAGGAAGAAAAAGAAAUGAGAGGCAGACACAAUCACGGCAAGGUUCCUGCUUGGAGGACUGCAAGCUCAGGGCUAUCCUGUCCGUCAUGAAUAGAAUUGAGAUGAGCGAUAUGUGGACCGCAGGACUGCAUCGGCACCCUUCCUCUUGGAUUGGCUGUGCUCCGUUGUACUGUAGGGAGAACCUAGGAACAAGGUGGCAGGGCCACACAGAGCACGGUGAGGGGGUUGCCUCUGUCUUCUAUUCUUCCGUCCAGUGUGUCUUUUCACUAAUGCACUUUGCAAAUUGCAAUACUCAGCAGACAAAAUGGCCUGUUGGGGGCUAGUAACCACCUCCAAAGACUCUUCUAAUAAUUUACUUGAGUUGUUGGCUUUCAAUGACCUUUCGGCACUUGGUAGCAAUGAAUUGUACAGCCUUGGAUCACAAAUUAGUUCUGCUCAUCUUAAACCAACUGCUUACCUGUUUCACUCACUCACCAUGAGUCCCAUUUGGAAGGAGAGAAUAAAGUUUCCCCUAUUUUCACUCUCUGAACUCCGCUCAUUGUCUGAGAUAUCUCUAUGGUUACUCGGCUCAUGCUGCCUGCGGGAAAGGAGCCAUGCUGAGAAGAGAGCCAGGGCUCUGCAAACAUAGGGCACAGCCAGGGGCUACUUUUCAGGGACAACAACCCUGCAGUUGUGUCAGGCCUUCCCCCCCCCCCCCCCCCACCCCAGUGUAGUGCAAUAAGCUGCAGGUCACCUGUUCUCUGCCACUGCAGAAGGGAGUAUAGAGAAAAAGAGGCUUGCUAGGCUCCAGCGAGCCUUUGCCAUCCCCAAAACAGGCAACCACCUACAAAGGGACAUCCUCUGUGUUUGGGCUACUAUGCCAAGUCCUGAAGGGCAAAUAUAAUGUUACUUAGUGCCUGGCACCUUCAGUUUAAAGGAUCAGGUGUCAGGUGAUACAGUAGACCUCUGUUUGAGACCCUGCCAGUCAGAGUAGACCCAAUGGUCAUUCAGUUUAAAGCAUCUUUAUAUUUCUGCAUGUUGAUAGUCAGCUGUUCUGCUCUUCUUUAUGCUAGCCUAUGUGACCACCGUAAGGUGUGGUUAUUCUGCAAUUCCAUGGAAGAGUCAAAAAGCUACUACAGAAAGCAGCUUUCAGAGUCUUGCAGAUUUCAUCCAAAAAAGGAAAAAUCAAGAUUUAUGGCUACCAAAGAUGCACAGUAAAUAAAACCAUGUAAAUAUAUAAUGUCAGAAGCAGAAUAAAUUAUGCCAAAUAAAAACUGCUGUGAAAACGA
Messenger RNA from Sphaerodactylus townsendi, 2184 nucleotides. It is a transcript of the gene TSR2, whose product is annotated as TSR2 ribosome maturation factor. The transcript has 5 exons. Lineage: Eukaryota; Metazoa; Chordata; Lepidosauria; Squamata; Sphaerodactylidae. Gene Ontology annotation, biological process: maturation of SSU-rRNA from tricistronic rRNA transcript (SSU-rRNA, 5.8S rRNA, LSU-rRNA). Gene Ontology annotation, cellular component: nucleus. The record is from RefSeq and is a predicted model, not a curated record. The coding region runs from base 387 to 935 and encodes 182 amino acids.